AUCAGUCAUUUGAAAAACACUGUGUUCCACCAGGAUGGCUAUGAAAUGGAUUUUCAUUCUGCUGCUCCUACAGCUGAGUUGUCACGUUCGCCCUGGGUGGUGUGGAAAGGUGCUGGUAUGGCCCACAGAAUAUAGUCAUUGGAUGAAUAUGAAAACAAUCCUGGAUGAACUUGUCCAAAGAGGCCAUGAAGUGACUGUUCUGACAUCUUCAGCUUCAAUUCUUGUUGAUCCAAAUAAGCCAUCUGCUAUUAAUUUUGAGAUUUAUCCUACAUCUUUAACAAAAGAUGAUUUUGAACAUAUUUUCAUGCAAGUACUCUCCAAAUGGAUAUAUAUACCAGAUGAUACAUUUUUUUCUUAUUUUUCACAAAUGCAAGAUAUGUUGUGGGAACUUUAUAUUUCUUUUCGUAAGCUCUGUAAAGAUGUAGCUUUGAACAAGAAACUUAUGACAAAACUACAGGAAACAAGGUUUGAUGUCAUUCUUGCAGACCCCUUUGGACCCUGUGGUGAGCUGCUGGCUGAAGUACUUAAAAUACCUUUGGUGUACAGUCUCCGCUUCACUCCAGGCUCUACAAUUGAGAAGCAUAUUGGAGGACUUCCAUUCCCUCCGUCCUAUGCACCUGUUGUCUUGUCAGAGUUAAGUGAUCAAAUGACCUUCAUGGAGAGGGUAAAAAAUAUGAUAUACGUGCUCUAUUUUGACUUCUGGUUCCAAACAUUUGAUCAGAACAAGUGGGACCAGUUAUAUACUGAGGUACUAGGUAAACCCACUACAUUAUUUGAAUUAAUGAGUAAAGCUGAAAUGUGGCUCAUUCGGACCUACUGGGAUUUUGAAUUCCCUCGCCCAUUCUUACCACAUUUCGUUUUUGUUGGAGGCCUCCACUGCAAACCUGCCAAACCCCUGCCUAAGGAAAUGGAAGAGUUUGCCCAGAGCUCUGGACAAAAUGGUAUUGUUGUGUUUACUCUGGGGUCAAUGGUCAGUAACAUAUCAGAAGAAAGAGCCAAUGUGAUUGCCUCAGCCCUUGCCCAGAUUCCACAAAAGGUUCUGUGGAGGUUUAAUGGCAAGAAACCAGACACCUUAGGACCAAAUACUCGGCUCUAUAAGUGGAUUCCCCAGAAUGACCUUCUUGGUCAUCCAAAAACCAAAGCCUUCAUAACUCACGGUGGAACCAAUGGCAUCUAUGAGGCGAUCUACCAUGGGGUCCCUAUGGUGGGCAUCCCUAUGUUUGCUGAUCAACCUGAUAACAUUGCUCGCAUGCAGACCAAGGGAGCAGCUGUCAGACUGGACUUCAACACAAUGUCUAGUGCAGACCUGCUCAACGCACUGAAGACAGUCAUUAAUGACCCUUCAUAUAAAGAGAAUGCAAUGAGGUUAUCAAGAAUUCAACAUGACCAGCCCAUGAAACCUCUGGAUCGAGCAGUCUUCUGGAUCGAGUUUGUCAUGCGCCACAAAGGAGCCAAACACCUGCGGCCAGCCUCCCAUGACCUCACCUGGUUCCAGUACCACUCUUUGGAUGUGAUUGGGUUCCUGCUGGCCUGUGUGGCAACUGCCAUAUUUGUCAUCACAAAAUGUGUUCUGUUUUGUUGCCAGAAGUGUGCUAACCCAGGAAAGAAGGGGAAAAGGGAGUAG
Messenger RNA from Miniopterus natalensis, 1624 nucleotides. Lineage: Eukaryota; Metazoa; Chordata; Mammalia; Chiroptera; Miniopteridae. The record is from RefSeq and is a predicted model, not a curated record.